UUUCAAAGUGCGCGCGCUUGAAAAGCUACAAGCCGCCAUCUUGAAAGUUCCUUCGCGCGGAUGAUUGAGGGGCUGCGAGCGCGCACAAGCAGUUGAAAUCGAAUUUCACACACGUCGUCGUUGCCGAGUAGCCGCCCGUGAUCCAUGUGCUCUCGAACGACCAGUUUAGCACAACGACACCCCCAAGAGCCUCUCCACCCGGUUUAUCCAACAACCCGGACGUGCCUGCGUAUAGUCGAGGACGAUAUACCCAGUGCGGGUGUAAUUCUGACAGUCGAGUCGCGAGAGAAAACAAAGGCAUAUCCUAUCGGGCCGUGGACGGAAUGUCAACUUUCGACUGUUUUCUUGAUUGAAGGGCUGUGGAAUAAGGGUAGUUACGAGUACUUGGUGUACUUAACCUGACCAAUUACUGAGUUAGGAGAAGCGGUGUGAUGGGCUAUUUGGUGGUGGAGACUAGUAUGACGUCUUUUCAUUGUAUUGAGAGAAGGCUUGGAGCAAACAUUUUUGCAGCUUGCAUUUUGAAUGUAUUCAUUUCGUUUUUAUUGUUGAGCAGUUGUCUGGCUCAGUGAGAGGCUGAGCAAAGCUUAGAUAGAUUUACCUAGUUGAAAACUAUGCCAAUCCAUGUUGAAGAUGCUGAAAUAGGUUGACGAUACAUGGACUCAAGAAUGCGACUGAAAUUAGCCAAAUCUCUGCUCAUUCUUGUACUGUUGGGCAACACCAUCAUAUGGUACAAGAUAUGGAAACUCUUUGCAGUCGACCAGUCACAGUCUUUGCUGGAGCCUGGCAUAACGGAGAUGCCACAGAAGCUUCAUCGGAGACUAGCACGCCUGGUUACAGUUGUCAUAAGGCAGUUCGAAAGCUUCGAAAACGAUAUCGCCACCACCGUCAAGUUUCUUUUGAACUCCUUUCCAGCUAUCACGAUAGUGAUUGUGUGCGAUGAAUUUUUAUAUCCGCCUCUAGAGUUAGACUUUACCAAUGAAAGUUUGAAGAAUGUUCAUCUUGUCAAUUUGCAACCAAGUUUUAAUCGAUCGUAUGAUGAGAGAAAUCCAUUGACCUAUGUUCACACCAAGUAUGUGGUCUUUCUACCUGAUGCAACAAGGCUGGUUACAAAACAAACCCUACAGGAAGCAGUUAAUCAAGCAGGGAAAGUAGGACUUGUUUCUGUGCCUGUAGGUAAAAAUACUUUAACAUGCCUUGGUGUCAGACUGAAGAUAAAGGAAUGGAGUGUGCGCUUUACAAAAAUAUCUGACACAGAGUGUGAUGCAGUUGUUGGAAAACAUGUUACAAUAAUGGAUGUUAAAUUGCUAAAGAAAUUAUCAGAUCCAUUCAUGAUGCCUUUUACGGAUGCCCUUUAUCUACAAACAACAGCACUUGGAAUUAAGGUCACCAUCCUGAAAAAUUCGCAUUUCAAUGAAGGAAAGCCUCUAUAUCGCAGUCAGCAAGCUCAGUGGAAGUUACAGCAAGUCCAUCGAAGCAGGGAACGCGUCAUGUACGAGAAGCUGGGAAUUAAAAAAGUCACUCGAGCCUCUAGCAAUGUAGAUUGGUACGGCUGCUCAAGAGAAACUACUCACUGCUUUGGAUCUGUAGUCAAUGGGAUACCGUCAUAUCUAUACCAGAAUCGCUAUACUCCACCCUGUUGUCUCGCUGGUUUGAGAAAAGUAGCUUAUCACGUAUUCGACAAAUUAGAAGAAGUCGGUAUCAGAUAUUGGCUGGAAGCUAAUUCAUUGUUAGGUGCUAUGCGUAACGGAGACAUACUACCGUGGGAUCACGAGGUAGUGGUUGGCAUCAAUCGCGACGAUUUGAAUAGGUCACCUUGGCUGGUCAAGGCAAGGAACAAAGCGGUGCUGGAUAAUAACGGAUACGUCUGGGAAAAGGCAACGGAAGGAGAGUUUUUCAAGGUCCAGUACUCCAAGAUCAACAGAUUGCACGUGAAUUUGUUGCCUUUUUACGCGAAGAACGGAACCAUGACGAGAGACUCGUGGUUCUUGAAGAACCGAGAUUUCCCGGAGCAAUUUUUACAUCCCAUGUCAAGCAUAGAUUUCGCUGGUAGACAAGUGCCAAGUCCAAAUAAUAUAAGAGACUUUCUAGAGAUUAAGUAUUACAAAGGUGUAAUAGAAAGUCCGGAAUUGCCAGGAAAAAUUUCUCACGAUUGAGAAAUGACUAGUCAUAUAGGUAGUUGUAAUGAAUGAACAUAGUUUUACAUUCUUGUUACUUUUUCGCCGUGAUAUAUGUCCUUGUUGAUGAUAACUAUUGAUAAGAUGGCGAGAAGCAUUAUUCUUCAGAAAAAAAGUAUCACUUUUUCUAAUUCGAAGAUUAGCACAAUUUUUAAGAAAAGAACUAGCAUUAAUCAUCGCAUGUUUUACACGAUUCAACACGUUCUAAGACUAUGCGAAGCCUUCAAGCAUUACUAUCCGAUCUCGUAAAAGCUGUUGUAGCUCGUAUCUUCAGUAAAUGCAUUUAUAUAUAGAUCAGCGUAACACACGUACCAAUAUUACCGUAGCAGGGUAUAAUCGUCAGAUCUCGUAGUCAGAAAUAUACUUAUAUUGGCAUAUUGCGAUUAUAUUUUUCGAAUAUUAUUAGUCUAGAGUUGUUUAUAUAGGACCCUCACUCAUUGGAAGAAGUGAACGAUGAAUUUUUGUAAAUCAAAAGUUUUGAUUAUCGGUACAAAUUUCUCCAUGCCAAAGAAAAUGAAAAAAAAAAAAACACGAGAAACACGUCCAGUGGUUUUUUGAGAAUUCAAGUAUUUUCUUAUUCUUUUGUAUAGUAAUCUUAGUGUAUCGAUAUGCGUGAUUCGAGCGCAAACUGUGAUGUGUUGAUUGCACAAGAUACGCUGUGUGGCAUUUUUAUCAAGCAGGUUUUGAUUAAAUUUAAGUGUAUUCGAUGAAUUGUAGUAAUUAUUUAUCGCUGGAGCUGUAGAAAAUUUAACGUACGUUUUUGCUUACCAAAUUUUACUAAAGCAAAUUAGGCAUAAAACUAUAGUGCCAAAUAUGCGUCAUCUUGCAAUUAGGAACGAAAGAUAAUUGACGAUAAUAAUCAAAACGUUGUUGUUCGUUUGAAAAAAUGUAUUUACCCGUGAUUCAACAUCAAUUGCCAGACUUUACAUCCUUCGGCGGUGUCAGUAUAGGCGGUUCUCUCACGAAGCUCAGUAAUUUAUCCAACUUCAUCGACUCCAAAUCCGUAUGCGAGAGAUUCACCUGCUUCUUCGUCGGCUUGACCUUUAUCCUCAGGUUCGGCGAGAGUUUCAUUGUGUUGAUUGUUCCCCUAGUUUAAUCACAAAAAUACGAAAAUCUGGAAUUGUUACACUUGUAAACUCGACACACUUAACUGUACGUCACGAAAAACGAUGUGAGAUAACGUUGAUGUAAGUUGUUACUGUAUUGAUUACCGCAACAAUAAAAAUGAAUUAAUGAAAAA
Messenger RNA from Nasonia vitripennis (jewel wasp), 3414 nucleotides. Its product is annotated as fukutin-related protein. Gene Ontology annotation, biological process: protein O-linked glycosylation via mannose. The transcript is spliced from 3 exons. The coding region runs from base 654 to 2153 and encodes 499 amino acids. Gene Ontology annotation, cellular component: Golgi apparatus. NCBI's taxonomy places the organism in Eukaryota, Metazoa, Arthropoda, Insecta, Hymenoptera, Pteromalidae. The record is from RefSeq and is a predicted model, not a curated record.